UGCUGUUGGUGUUCCAAAAGUUCCUUCCGAAGUAUCCUCAACCCGAGCAGAAAUGCAAGGUGUCUGGAAACUUGCUGCCAACCGGCUAUCAGCCGCCAAAAUUCUUGCUUUUGAUGUAGAUAUAUUUCAAACAGACCAUUUUGCCACAGGUAUCUCCUCCAACUGGACUAUUACCAUGUGCCUCUGGCAACGAGGGUAGAAGCGUUAUGUUGAUGACUGAAGCUGCAGAUAAGAUGAAUGAGACUGCUUUUGGGACUAAUAGUUCAUCUUACUUGUCUUUCAAUCCAAUUAUGGAGACUGGCGGAGUAACUAUACUCUCUCUCUCUCACGGACACAUGUACACUCAUAUUGCAUAGUUUCCUGUCUAUUUCCAGUCUCUGAAUGUGUUUUUACUAUCGGUUGCAGGUAAACGAGUUUCAAAUUGAGGGUUCAGUUGAUCCAAAUAACUCUCUCCAACUUCACAGUAUGGAAGCAACUCAAAAUGAACAGAUAUGUAAUGAAACAACUGAUAUCCCUAUGUUUACUGAAGAGGAUGUCCGGGGUAGUGAUAAGAAUCCAGAGGUAAGGGCCUUUAAUGCAGUUGGUGGUAUUACGGAGCAUCCUCCGUCUCUUGAAAAGCAACAAAAUGAGGGUGCUGCUGGUGAUACUUCAGUUGAAGAUGGUCAUAAUUGGAUUAAAUAUGGGGAAAAUCAAGUUAAAGGAAGCGAGUAUCCUCGGAGUUUUUAUAAGUGCACACAUCCAAAUUGUCUUGUCAAGAAGGAAAUAGCGCGAUAUCAUCAAGGUCAUGUCACGGAAGUUAUAUACAAUGGGGCUCACAAACACCCAAAACCACAGCCAAAUCAGAUAUCAGGCCCCGGAUCUUCAAGUUCAUUUGGUGACCUCCAACUAGACAAUGUGGAUCCAACUGGAACAGGUGUUAACAGUGAUCUGGCUUUGGAAACCGUCCAACAAGGACCUACUGCUGGAGGCCUCAAGCGGAAGAACGACAAUCUUGAAGCAAUAUCAUUCGCAGCUUUGCACUCUGAAUACUGCAGGGGAGCUGCUACUUUACAUUCAAAUGAUGCUCAGCUGGGAUCAGCCGAUACAGUUGACAUAGCAUCUAUUUUUUCAACUGAAGGAGAUGAUCAUGGUACUUGUGGAAGUGCACCUCUAGAUUGUGACGAUGGAGGAUAUGACCCCGAGUCUAAAAUAAGGUUUUUACAUCUUCUGCACUAAAAUGUAGGAUUUCCGAUAUAUUACAUCAUAUGGACCUAUUGUCAUUUUUCUUUUCUCUUUAUUCUUUGAUAAUCUAGGAAGAUAGAAGCGGAUGCAACAGAUACGAGCAGCGUCAGCAGAUCAAUGAAGCAGCCAAGAAUUGUGGUAGAAACUAUCAGUGAGGUAGACGUCAUUGAAGAUGGAUAUCGCUGGCGCAAGUAUGGCCAAAAGUUGGUUAAAGGCAAUCCAAAUCCUAGGUUUGUUAUGUUCAUUGACCUAUUUCAUUCUUAAAAGUUCCUAAUUUGUCUGUUGUAACUUUGAACCUGUGGCGUGCGCCUGAGACACGCAUCACUCACUGAAUUGUUCGCUUGAACUGAUAGAUUACUU
Solanum lycopersicum (tomato) is the source of this 1581-nucleotide messenger RNA. Its product is annotated as probable WRKY transcription factor 2. Gene Ontology annotation, biological process: regulation of DNA-templated transcription. Lineage: Eukaryota; Viridiplantae; Streptophyta; Magnoliopsida; Solanales; Solanaceae. The record is from RefSeq and is a predicted model, not a curated record. Gene Ontology annotation, molecular function: DNA-binding transcription factor activity; sequence-specific DNA binding.